CUGCGCCUAAAACCCCUCCUUGCCGGGGCACAUACCUGCUCUACCAUCACUCUUCCGCCUCCACCCACCAUCACCAUGCUUUUCCUGCAACUCCAUCCCACCACCCUCGCCGUCGCCCCCACGACAACCACCUCUUUUACCUCUCGCAUGGUCACAGCCUGCCGCCGUCAGCAGUGGAGACCAUUUCCUUCCCAAUACAACUUACAAACCCUUUCUAAAUCAUUUUAUUCAAAAACCCUAGAAAACCCUAGUUCAUCUUCUUCUUCAUCUCACUCUUCAUUCCUUGGACACUCUGACGGCAGUGAAAACUUUGACUAUGGCGACAGCGACAACAACAACAACAAUGUCAAUGGCGGUGGCAGAGGCGGCGGCGGGGCAGUGGUAAUUGGAACAAUCCGUUCAAUUCCGAUGACUCAUGGCCAUGGGACAAGAAUUGUGGGAAUAGCUAACGACGAUGAAGACGAGGAUGAAAUUGUUUAUGAAGUGAAGGGUGGCAAGAGAAUCAAGCUAAUCCCUGAUUACUUUAAGGAUGCGUUUGUUAUUCCACCAUCGACAUCUUUGUUGUCUUUUAGGAAUGGCAUUCCGAAUUUGUGGACGCACUGGAGGGAUUUAUUCAUGAAAUUGAUGCUUCCUGAGGGUUUUCCUGAUAGUGUUACUAGUGAUUAUUUGGAGUAUUCUCUUUGGAGAGGGGUUCAGGGUGUCGCCGCCCAAAUUAGUGGCGUUCUUGCCACUCAGGCUUUGCUUUAUGCUGUUGGACUGGGUAAAGGGGCUAUUCCAACUGCGGCAGCUGUAAAUUGGGUACUGAAGGAUGGAAUUGGGUAUCUGAGCAAAAUCCUUUUGUCGAAUUUUGGAAGGCAUUUUGAUGUAAAUCCAAAGGGGUGGAGGUUGUUUGCGGACUUUUUGGAAAAUGCUGCUUAUGGAAUGGAGAUUUUAACUCCUGCAUUUCCCCAUCUCUUUGUUCCAAUUGGUGCUGCUGCUGGAGCAGGACGAUCGGCAGCUGCACUAAUCCAGGCUUCUACUCGGAGCUGUUUCUACGCAGGCUUUGCUGCUCAGAGGAAUUUUGCCGAGGUAAUUGCAAAGGGUGAAGCUCAGGGAAUGGUGAGCAAAUCUAUUGGAAUCAUGCUUGGCAUAGCAUUAGCUAAUUGCAUUCAUUCUUCUACACCCCUUGCUCUUGCUUCUUUUGGGGUGGUGACUUGGAUCCACAUGUUCUGCAAUCUCAAGUCAUAUCAAUCCAUUCAACUAAGGACUUUAAAUCCAUAUCGUGCAAGUUUGGUCUUUAGUGAGUAUCUUCUCAGUGGCCUAAUGCCUUCAGUUAAAGAGGUCAAUGAUGAGGAACCACUUUUUCCAGCUGUACCAUUUCUAAAUGUGAAGCCGGCAUAUAAAGCACGGUUGGAAGAAUUAUCUGUGGAUGCCAAAGAUGCAGCUGCUAAUAUUGAGCGGCGGUUGCAGCUGGGUUCCAAGCUCUCUGAUGUUGUUAAAAGUAGGGAGGAUGUGCUCUCACUAUUGGACCUGUAUAAAAAUGAAGGUUACAUUCUGACCGUGCAUGAUGGGAGAUUUUGCGUAAUACUCAAAGAAAGCUCUUCGCCACAAGAUAUGCUCAAGUCAUUGUUCCAUGCCAGUUACCUGUACUGGUUGGAGAAAAAUGUGGGAAUUGAAUCAAGCAGCGGGUCUGAUGACUGCAGACCUGGGGAAAGGCUGAAAAUAUCUCUCGAGUAUGUGCAAAGGGAAUUCAACCAUGUCAAAAACGAUGGGGAACUGGCAGGUUGGGUCAUCAAUGGGCUCAUUGCAAGACCUUUACCUAAUAGAGUCAGUCCUGGCUAUGCAGCUUCUGCUGUCAAGUGA
Molecule: messenger RNA, 1842 nt
Organism: Ilex paraguariensis (yerba mate)
Lineage: Eukaryota; Viridiplantae; Streptophyta; Magnoliopsida; Aquifoliales; Aquifoliaceae
Source: the annotation of a GenBank genome assembly